Trematosphaeria pertusa is the source of this 1338-nucleotide messenger RNA. Its product is annotated as Clavaminate synthase-like protein. Gene Ontology annotation, molecular function: dioxygenase activity. Lineage: Eukaryota; Fungi; Ascomycota; Dothideomycetes; Pleosporales; Trematosphaeriaceae. The transcript has 3 exons. Bases 196 to 1260 code for a protein of 354 amino acids. The record is from RefSeq and is a predicted model, not a curated record.
CGCCACGAACGCGUCUUGCGCGUGAGGGGAAGAGGAAAAGCUAGCGAAAGUGUGCGCGCAAGUGCAGAAGCAUAAAACGUCUUCCAAGAACCCUGUUCUCGCAUUUAUCCUUUCCUCCAGUCAAUCCGCUCAUCAAGCAAAGAUAACGUCUUAGUCAGCGCGUUUCCUUAUCAAUCACACCUCACCUUCCCCAAAAUGCCAAGCGCCGGCGACGCUCCUCCGAUCCUCGACUUCUCGGCCUUCUAUAGCGGCGAUGCGGCCGCGAAGCAGAAGCUCGUAGACGACGUCCGCAAUUGCUGUCUGCACAAUGGCUUCUUCCAGAUCACCGGGCACCCUGUGCCGCUGGAGCUGCAGCAGCGUAUUAUGGACUGGAACAAGAAGUUCUUCGACUUGUCGCUUGAGCAGAAGAUGGAAGUCAGCAAAGACACGACAAACUCCUGGAACCGCGGCUACGAACUCCUAAAAUCCCAAAUCCUCGAAGAAGGCACCCUCCCCGAGCUAAAAGAAGGCUUCUACAUCGGCGCCGAGAUCCCGAAAACACACCCCUACUUCGUGCACAAGAAGCUUAACAGCGGGCCCAACAUGUGGCCCUCGGCCGCCGCGCUGCCCGACGUCGCCGGCUUCCGCGCCACCGCCAUGGACUACUACCACCGGGUCGUCGACCUCGCCGCGGACAUCCUCCGCGUGCUGGCGCUGACGCUGGACCUGCCGGAGCGCUGGUUCGACGACUUCGUGCAGGGCGCGGUGGCGACGAUGCGGCUUCUGCAUUACCCGUCGCAGCCGGCGGACAGCCCGGCGAAGCUGACGCGCGGGAUCGGCGCGCACACGGACUUCGGCACGAUUACGCUGCUGCUGCAGGACCGGGUUGCGGGGCUGCAGGUGUACGAGCACGCGACAGGGGAGUGGCUGGACGUGACGCCGACGCCAGGCGCGUUCGUAGUGAAUCUGGGGAAUCUGAUGAUGCGCUGGAGUAACGACCGGUAUGUCUCGAAUCUGCAUCGGGUGAUCAAUGUCAGUGGCGAGGAGCGCUAUAGCAUCCCCGUGUUCUUCUCGGGCAAUCCGGACUUUGUGGUGGAGUGUCUGCCGAACUGCAGGAAGGAGGGCGAGGAGGCCAAGUACCCGCCGAUCACGGUGGAGCAGGCGGUGCUGGGCGGGUAUGCGGAUAGUUAUGGGAGAGCGGAGAAGUUCAAGAAGGAUGCUGCUGCAAAGGCUGCACAGGCAGCCGAGGUCCCCGCCGCGACGGAGGUAACGGUUGCAUAGGUACGAAGUUAUGUAUACUUCAUCUAGUCUGCUUCCCCGUAUCACCGUACUAUGCCAAUGAGUAUUUGGUGUGGGCAU